AUGCCAAAGCAAAUCCGUGAUAUCAAAGAGUUCCUCCUCACUGUUCGUCGUAAGGACGCCAAGGAGGUCAGAAUCAAGAAGGAUGGUAAGAUCACCAAGUUCAAGGUCAGAUGUGCCCGUUACUUGUACACCCUCCGUGUUACUGAUCAAACAAAGGUCCCAAGAUUGUUGCAAAUCCUCCCACCAAACCUCAAGCAACUCCACGUUGACGCCCCAAAGCCAAAGUCAAACUAA
Molecule: messenger RNA, 234 nt
Organism: Cavenderia fasciculata
Lineage: Eukaryota; Evosea; Eumycetozoa; Acytosteliales; Cavenderiaceae
Gene: rpl38
Product: S60 ribosomal protein L38
Exons: 2
Coding region: 1-234 (77 amino acids)
Biological process (GO): protein-RNA complex assembly; translation
Cellular component (GO): cytosolic large ribosomal subunit; ribosome
Molecular function (GO): structural constituent of ribosome
Source: RefSeq, a predicted model, not a curated record